This is a messenger RNA of Phalaenopsis equestris, 267 nucleotides long. RefSeq names its product heavy metal-associated isoprenylated plant protein 44-like. The record is from RefSeq and is a predicted model, not a curated record. The coding region runs from base 1 to 267 and encodes 88 amino acids. NCBI's taxonomy places the organism in Eukaryota, Viridiplantae, Streptophyta, Magnoliopsida, Asparagales, Orchidaceae. The transcript is spliced from 2 exons.
AUGGAGGGUCAUGCUGCUGCUCCUGAUCGAGAGGCUUCGGACAACAUGUGUUGUACUUUUGAUCUCGUGCAUUUUGGCAAACGAGCAGAUAUAAUAGAGAUUGAUAUGGAUAAUCCGAAAGUAAUAGUGACAGGUUAUGUAAAUCAAAGUAAAGUUUUGAAGUUUGUAAGCAGAAUUGGUAGACAAGCUGAGUUUUGGCCAUCUAGAUAUGAUGAUGCAGCUGCGCUUUUUAAUGAUGAUAAUGUUCAUGCUUGCUUGGUUAUGUAA